Messenger RNA from Syzygium oleosum, 1989 nucleotides. Its product is annotated as phospho-2-dehydro-3-deoxyheptonate aldolase 1, chloroplastic-like. Gene Ontology annotation, biological process: aromatic amino acid biosynthetic process. Lineage: Eukaryota; Viridiplantae; Streptophyta; Magnoliopsida; Myrtales; Myrtaceae. Bases 153 to 1787 code for a protein of 544 amino acids. The transcript is spliced from 5 exons. The record is from RefSeq and is a predicted model, not a curated record. Gene Ontology annotation, molecular function: 3-deoxy-7-phosphoheptulonate synthase activity.
CCCUUCUCCUUUAUAAAAACGACCGGCCGUUUCUCCCCACCUCUUCAGGUACCUCCCUCGUGCCUUCCCCUUCCGAUCUCCCUCUCCUCCAACUCGACCCGCAUUGCCGUCACCCCGAAAAGGGAAGGACAAAACCAAGAGCGGAAGCAGCAAUGGCGAUCGCCUACAGCAGCUCCAUCAUACCCGCCAAGGCCUUCUCCAAGACCCUCCCGGCGCCGGCGCCCGCCGCCGUCCCCCUCCGCAUCGCCGCCGUCCACUCCCCCGAGCCCGGCAAGAACGCCGACAAGGCGCAUAAGCUGCCGCAGCUGAAGAGCUCCGCCCUCCCCCCGUCGUCGUCGUCGGCUGCGGCGGCGGCGGCGGCGCCCACCAUCCCCGCCCCCGCGGCCCCGGCGAAGGCCGCCGUGGGCGCCGGGAGGUGGAGCGUCGACAGCUGGAGGUCGAAGAAGGCCCUGCAGCUGCCGGAGUACCCGGAUCAGGCGGAGCUGGAGUCGGUGCUGAAGACGCUCGACGAUUUUCCCCCGAUCGUGUUCGCCGGGGAGGCGCGGAGCCUGGAGGAGCGGCUCGGGGAGGCCGCCAUGGGGAACGCCUUCCUCCUGCAGGGCGGCGACUGCGCCGAGAGCUUCAAGGAGUUCAACGCGAACAACAUCCGUGAUACUUUCAGGAUUCUGCUCCAGAUGGGAGCUGUCCUGAUGUUCGGAGGCCAAAUGCCUGUUGUCAAGGUCGGAAGGAUGGCUGGUCAAUUUGCGAAGCCGAGGUCGGACCCAUUCGAGGAGAAGAACGGGGUGAAGUUGCCGAGUUAUAGAGGCGAUAAUGUGAAUGGGGAUGCGUUUGAUGAGAAAUCAAGAAUUCCUGAUCCUCAGAGAAUGAUCAGAGCAUACUGUCAAUCUGCUGCUACGUUGAAUCUAUUGAGGGCUUUUGCAACUGGAGGUUAUGCUGCCAUGCAGAGGGUCACCCAGUGGAAUAUGGAUUUCACCGAGCAUAGCGAGCAAGGAGACAGGUACCGGGAGCUGGCUCACCGAGUCGAUGAGGCUCUUGGGUUUAUGUCCGCAGCUGGGCUUACUGUUGACCAUCCUAUUAUGACUACAACUGAGUUCUGGACAUCACAUGAGUGCUUGCUCUUGCCCUAUGAGCAGUCGCUCACUAGAAUGGACUCAACUUCAGGUCUUUACUAUGACUGCUCUGCCCAUAUGCUUUGGGCUGGCGAACGUACUCGACAGCUGGAUGGUGCCCAUGUUGAAUUUUUAAGAGGAAUUGCCAAUCCCUUGGGCAUUAAGGUGAGUGACAAGAUGGAUCCAAAUGAGUUAGUUAAGCUCAUUGAGAUUUUGAAUCCUCAAAACAAAGCUGGAAGGAUAACAAUUAUUACCAGAAUGGGAGCUGAGAACAUGAGAGUGAAGCUGCCGCACCUUAUCAGGGCUGUCCGUAGGGCGGGGCAAAUUGUUACAUGGGUCAGCGAUCCAAUGCAUGGGAACACCAUCAAGGCUCCAUGUGGUCUUAAGACUCGCCCAUUUGAUGCCAUAAGGGCCGAGGUGAGAGCAUUCUUUGAUGUCCAUGAACAAGAAGGGAGCAAUCCAGGAGGAGUGCACUUGGAGAUGACAGGUCAGAACGUGACCGAGUGCAUUGGCGGGUCGCGAACCGUGACGUUCGACGAUCUCAGCUCGCGCUACCACACCCAUUGCGAUCCCAGGCUGAACGCUUCCCAGUCUCUAGAGCUUGCUUUCAUCAUCGCGGAGCGCCUCAGAAAGCGGAGGAUCCAGUCACAGCACCCUGUUUCAUCCUUAGGGCUGUGAAAUUGGCUCCCAUGAUUACCGAAGAUACAUAUUCCCUUCUAUUAGUGCCGGCAUGUGCGAGUUGUUGUGUUGUACCAACAUUUAUGUAAUGUUUUAAUUUAUGCUCGUAUACAGUGGUUGAAGUUUGAUUUUUAAGUACUGAAAGGGACACUGAAAGGUUAAUAAAGAAUUUGGUGUGGCCACCAGCCUAUGCGGCUUAGAA